CAGUUUCCUACACUUACUUGAGAGAGACAAUCCAUGCGGGGGCGAGAACUCGUCCCUUCAUAUAUUUCCCUACCUGUCGCGGUUGUUCCUGAUUCUUUCUUUAUUCCUUCUCUUUACGAGAGGGACUCCACUCGUUGAUUUACAAAAUACAGACCUUCUGGAGACUGAUUGCAGUCGAAGUCACUGACUGCUACCAAGCUGCCCCAAUCGGGUCUGGCCCUCUCCCCCCCCCUUGAUUGCGGUCUGUCCUGUCGUUUCGGUUUGCUGGUAUCGUCGUAGACGAACUUAGUCGGCACCAAAAUGGCCGACGAAACUCAGGUCUUAUCCAUUCAGGACCGCAUCAAGGCCUUGAAACAGGCACAGGCUGGACAAGGUACUGAGGGGCCAGGAUCGCCGUUCCUGGGCUCACAGCAGCCAACCGCCUUUGCGCUACGUCCAGCUCCUCCACGGGCCAACUCAAUCACCAACAACACUCUUUCGCAUAACAGCUCUAAUGGCUCUGCGCCUCCCAAAUUACCAGCAUGUAAUACGAUUCCGAUCCCUGGGGUUCCACCACGCCCAAUUCCUCGACCAACCCCCAACGAUGUGACCCCAGCGACCGGGCAGAAGCCCAGGAUCCCCCCGCCUCUGCCAGCCCGCAAAAGCUCGAGCCAACUAGCUCCCUCAUUACCUCCUCGACGGCCUUCCGGCGAUUCUAUAGCCUCUGAUGUAUCCGGAUCAACGUCUACAAGCUCUGGGAGGUCGAGAGUAACUGCGGCCAGUUCUACAGGUUCUGUGGUAAGGGCGCCGGCAUGGGGCGUGGGUGAGCUCCCCCCUUUGCCUCUUAAACGGCAACCGUCGCAGCCCAUCCUACCGGUGUCGCGCCCGAAAGCUACGACUACUCCAAGCAGUGGAAGUUUGUCGGCUCCUCGACCAUCUCUCCCCCCUCGUCGGAGCUCAAACCAAAGCGUUGUCUCGACCGAGAGUAGUAGCUUCUCUCAGUCCCGUCUCCCCCCUGCAUUGCCCUCCCGAGAUAAGUCACCGGCUCCUAGCGAAGAAAUCGGUAGUAGACAACCAACAAAAAGACUUCCGCCACCACCCCCUUCCGGGGCCGAGUUGGAUAAAAUCCAGCGCUCGGGGUUUUCUGCAAUGCAUAAUAAGAUUUUGGAUAGGGAUACGAAGGGCGCUGGCCGAGAGCAAAUUCCAGCCGAGGUGCCGCCGCCAGCACCACCACCUGUGCCGCUAGCGUUGCGCCCAGACCUUUCUCAGAUACAAGCCACCAAGCCAAAAGUUUUCGUGACAAAUGGAACACCCGUGGUACAGAGUUCGGGAUGUUUGAAAUGCCGUGACUUUUCCGGGCCAGACACCCACGCCGCCCGGUAUCCGCGAGAAUCACUUCCCACUCAAGAUAUCGGAUGGCUGGCUAGGGAGCUCACUGCUCCGUUCAUCUCCCACACGGACAAGGCGAGAGCCCUCUUCACGUGGCUGCAUCACAACGUAGAUUAUGAUGUGUACUCGUUUUUCAACCGUUGCGUCAAGCCGUCGACGCCUUCGAGCACCCUUGCUUCUGGGCUCGCUGUCUGCGAGGGCUAUGCUGGCCUCUUUGCUGCGCUGGCCAUUCAAGCGGGGUUGGAGGCAGCCGUGGUCUCCGGUCACGGCAAAGGUUACGGCUAUUCCGCUCCAGCCCCAGGAGCACCUCUCCCACCCCAGGCGGCAGGCCAUGCCUGGAACGUGGUGAGGAUUGACAACGGGCAAUGGAAACUCAUCGACCCCUGUUGGGGUGCUGGGCAUAUUCAAGGACCGGGCCAACCGUAUGUUCGUAGCUUUAACCCGGCGAUGUUCACGGAUUCCAACGAUGAGUUUGGGCUUCGGCACUUCCCUACGAACGCAAGCCACUUUUACCGAGACGAUGGGCGGCCUGAAAUCAGUUGGGAAGAAUACAUUCUAGGCCACCCAAAUUCACCAUUUGGUGCAGCCCAGCCCAAUAUAUAUGGGGAUGCAGAUAAGCACAGCAUUGGAAGACGGUCUUUCCGACCAGCGGCGGAGUGUAUAUCGGUCAACCAACCCGGCCCCCUGCGUGUUCAAUUCAACCUGAUCUGCGAGCACUGGACGCUGGAAGGUCACAGCCGGGCAAAACCGGGUCUGUUUCUGUUGCUGGUGCAUGGCAUUGACGGCCGCAACGACGACCGUCUUCCUUUGACGCAUUACCGAGGCGCUGGGCCGACUGGCGGCGGAGAUGUCUGGUAUGUGGAUGUCCCCGAUGCGAGAAUUCUGGGAGCACCAGGCCAACAGGUCCAACUUGCGGUUCUUACAAGCUUUGGAGACAAACAAGAUGCCCGGGGGGUUACCGCAGAGGAGUACCGGCGUCAAGUAGGCCGGGUGGGGAUGGCCUGGGCAAUCAUUGCAGAGUGGGAGCUUGUGGCUUAAGGGGUUAUACCGUUAUUAUCCUUGAUCAAUCUAGCCGAGGUGGAAUAAUUAUUGAUUCAUUGGCAUGUCUUUUUUUUUUUUUUCCCUUCCUAAUUAUUCAUCCGCGCAUUGUGAACACUCAGUCCCUGCUUGGUCCCGAUUUCUUUUCUUUUAUACCCCAUUUUCAGGCUAGAUGACCCUCGCGCAGCAUCGGGGUUUGUUAAUACACGAAAUGAUAACAAUAAUGCUAAUGACGACAUGGUUCUCUUCUUCCCUCCCUGUAUCCUGUUGGAACUUUGUUAUCCUCGUGUUGCAGACAUGACCGAGGGUGUAUACCCGCCAGGAGAUUUUUAAAAAGAAAUAAA
Aspergillus ochraceoroseus IBT 24754 is the source of this 2750-nucleotide messenger RNA. RefSeq lists its product as uncharacterized. The record is from RefSeq and is a predicted model, not a curated record. The coding region runs from base 301 to 2406 and encodes 701 amino acids. The transcript has a single exon. Lineage: Eukaryota; Fungi; Ascomycota; Eurotiomycetes; Eurotiales; Aspergillaceae.